Closterium sp. NIES-65 is the source of this 594-nucleotide messenger RNA. The record is from the annotation of a GenBank genome assembly. NCBI's taxonomy places the organism in Eukaryota, Viridiplantae, Streptophyta, Zygnematophyceae, Desmidiales, Closteriaceae.
AUGGCCAUACAUAGAUGGGGGGUAGGGAGGGUAGGGCCAGCCGGCAUAAGGAGGAGGAUAGAGAGGAGGAUAGGGGGAGGGAGGGGUUUGAGGUGGGGGCGUGGGUGGAGGCGGGGUGGUGGGGAUGGAGGGCGUGGGGGUGGUGGUGGGUGUGGGGAGAAGGUGUUGGACUUGCUGGAGGACGUGAGGGGAGAGGUGCUGAGCGAGGACAUUAUGGAGGUUAGGUGGAGAGGGAGCAUAGGUGGAGAGAGUGCGAAUGUCAUGAGGGGUGGGGCGAGGGGUGAUGGUGUUCCAACGCGGAGGGGGGCCUGUGUUGCCGCAUGCAAGCCAUUCAUCAGUGAGGGCUUUGAAGCACGUUUCAGUUGGGAUGGGGGCUUGAGGGGCGGGUUCGGUCGGGAGUGGUGGGGCGUCAGGGGGGGAGGAGCCUGGGAGCGGGGGCGGGGUGGGAGGGAGGCCGUGAGGCGUUUCGAGGACGACGUCAAGGAGGCAAUAAUCUCCCACUCGAACGGAGCCAAGGUACGUGAAGAGGCUCUCUUCAAACGACACCCAAUUGACUGCGGUGGUGCCGUUGAGGAGCUCGAGUUUGUCUAUUGA